This is a messenger RNA of Ceratina calcarata, 2343 nucleotides long. RefSeq lists its product as uncharacterized. Lineage: Eukaryota; Metazoa; Arthropoda; Insecta; Hymenoptera; Apidae. The coding region runs from base 1 to 2343 and encodes 780 amino acids. The record is from RefSeq and is a predicted model, not a curated record. The transcript is spliced from 3 exons.
AUGGCGUCAGCAAGUUCAAAUGACAUUACUAAUUCGGCGCAAGCCGCAAAUAAAGACACCGGGAAACCUUCGACCUCAGAGGUGACCUCCCAUCUCGGUUCUGCCCGGGAUUGUUCGAACAAAGUCCUGCUAGCUACAGUCUGGGUCAAGUAUAACUGUAUAAUAACAGUUUCUGGUAUCGGUACCAAUCAUACCGCAACUGUUCAAGCGACAACGAAUUUGCUGAUAGGACCCAUUCAUCAGGACGGGCCAUGUAUAAAUAUUCGAGCUCUUAUUCUAAAACGGUUAACGUCGUAUCAAGCAAUUGUGCCGUUUAGUUCUGAUCAAUGGGAGCAGUUGAAGGAACUCGAAUGGGCCGAUUUUUACGCAUCUUCUACGGUGCCAAUAGAUUUAAUUAUUGCGCAGGAAACCAUCUUUGGUUGGGUAUUGACAAGUCCCAUUCAGACGAGUAACGUAGAACCUGAUCACAUUAAUGUGCUGCAUAGUGAUAUUUACGCUGAAAUCAACGAAAACAUUAAGCGGUUUUGGGAGAUAGAAGCUUCUCCUGAAGUUAGCUUCCUAUCAGAGGAAGAUAAAAUCUGUGAGGAACAUUUUACAUCCACUCAUUCUCGUCGAGCGGAUGGUAAAUAUGUAGUACGUCUGCCGUUUAAAACUGAGUCUCCUAUAGCAAUCGGGUUUUCUCAGAUGAUUGCUACCAGAUCUUUUCAUCAGAUAGAAAAGAGAUUAGAAAAAAAUCCAGAAUUAGCAUCCGAGUAUCAUGCCUUUCUUAAAGAAUACUUAGCUUUAGGACACAUGUUAGACAGAGGUGAAAUUAAUUUACAGUCGACGCAAAAUGUCUUCCUAUCGCAUUAUCCUGUCAUUCGACAGGAUAGUAGCACUACUCGUUUGCGAGUUGUUUUUAACGCAUCAAUGCGCACCACAAAUAGUUCUACGUUGAACGAUCAUUUGUUAGUAGGACCUAAAUUACAAGCAGAUAUUAAUGCAAUAAUUUUACGAUGGCGAUCUCAUCGUUUUGUAAUCGCUGCUGAUAUUGCCAAAAUGUUCAAACAAAUAUGGAUAAAUCCUCGCGAUACUCAUUAUCAAUUCAUAGUUUGGAGAGAGAACUCUAGCGACUCUCUCAAAACAUAUGAAUUGCAGACCGUAACAUACGGUACUGCUUCGGCUCCGUUUAUCGCUAAUCGAGUCAUCAAACAGCUCGCGACAGAUGAGGGAACUAAUUUCCCACUAGCUGUGCCUAUUUUAAAUGAUCAGAUCUAUGUUGAUGAUCUUCUGUUCGGAGCCGAUGAUAAGGCUCUCGCUUUGCAAUUAAGAAACUCAGUCUCAGUCUCAGCGCUAUUAAAAUGUGAUGGAUUUCAUUUAAGAAAAUGGGCAAGCAACUGCUCUCAAUUGCUCGCCGGGAUUCCGAAUGGGGAUCACGAGUUAGCUUCGAGUCGCCCUUUUCAAGAAAUCGACGGUUUGGAAACGUUGGGAUUGUUCUGGUCCACUUGUUCAGAUAAAUUUCAAUUUAACUUCAAAAUAGAAUAUCCAGAGAAUUCGCGAUACACCAAGAGAUUAGUGUUGUCUACUAUUGCUCGAAUGUUUGACCCACUUGGCUGGACUUGUCCAGUGAUAAUCACGGCAAAAAUAUUUAUGCAGAAAUUAUGGAUGGCCAAACUCAACUGGGACGAUCCAUUGACGUUCGAACUACAUAAGCAGUGGGACGAAUAUUCAAGCGAUUUAAAGCAGUUACGAAGUAUAUCCAUUCCUAGAUGGCUUGGAUUAAGCCAAGUCACACUGAAUUGCGAAAUUCAUGGGUUUUCAGACGCGUCUCUGAAUGCAUAUGCCGCGGUAGUCUUUUUACGCGUCGGUGCCACUACAAAUCACGCGAAUGUUCAUUUGCUUAUGGCUAAAACUAAAGUAACGCCCUUAAAGCCGCUUACAAUUCCAAGGCUGGAAUUAUCUGCUUCAGUCAUAAUGGCUAGGCUCAUUGAAUACAUUCAAAGUACAUUGAGACAGAAUUGUCCCGUUUAUUGCUGGACGGACUCGGCUGUCGCACUAGCAUGGAUUCAUAAGCACCCAAGUCGGUUGAAGACGUUCGCGGCCCACAGGGUGGCGGAAAUUCAGGGUAGUGCGAUCAACGCCAUUUGGAGACACGUGCCCUCUGAAUUUAACCCUGCUGAUUGUGCGUCCCGCGGCCUGUCCGCGACUCAAUUAGAGCAACGUAUGCUCUGGUGGAGCGGCCCACCAUGGCUGUCGUGUCCACCAGAGGAGUGGCCAGAAUCCACUCCUAAUCCUCCCUCGGAAGUAGAAACGGAAAUCAAACGGGAAGUUAAGACGUUACAUAGCCAAGCUAUAACUGAAUGA